Molecule: messenger RNA, 1021 nt
Organism: Seminavis robusta
Lineage: Eukaryota; Bacillariophyta; Bacillariophyceae; Naviculales; Naviculaceae
Source: the annotation of a GenBank genome assembly
GACAGAUGCUUCGGAUUGUUUGUUAAAUAUCUUCGGUCCCAGUUAAAAUGCUUCCGAGCGUUUCCUGCGACACCCCAGUUGAUUGAAACAUUUCUGACGAUUUCCAAUGCGCGGAACCUUAAAACCUCUAUCCUCAUUUUUCGGUUUCGCUUUCUCAUUCAUUUUUCUGCUUGGAUACCUGCUACCUCUAUUCUAUUCCGGUUUAUCUGCAAAUAAAUUAGAUCUACUCAAGGUCAAUUACUCAAUCUACUCUAUUACUUUAUUAUUAUCAAGAUGUCGAAUCUGUUGGACACAGUGGAAGGUUAUAUCUGGGGCAACUCUACCGAUGCGGUUGUGAAUGGCACCAUGUACCCCGUGGAGACGUUGCCUCCCGCGACCUGCGACGAGAAGAUGACGCAACCGGUGGAAGUGUACUGGACGUUGGUGGGUUCCAUGUUGGUGCUCUUCCUCGCCACGUUUGUGUUACCGUUUAUUUGCUUUUGCUGCAAGAAUCAUCCACGAUGUUUGGCCCGUAUCUUUUUCUUUUCCGGAUUGAUCAAACUGAUCAUUGGUUCGCUCUUGGCGAGUGUCCUCCUGCCACAAUGUCCCAUCGAAUGCGGAGAAUUUUUCUGUGGGGUGCACAAGUACAGUCCCGGACCUGUCUAUGGAAUCAUAUUCAUCAUUAUCGGAUUGCUCUGGUUGUGCCGGGGAUGUGCCCUCAAGCGAUCCGCCAAAAAACAAGAAUUGGAACGAGAGGCCGAACGAGCCACGGCAGGAUUGGCGUUGGAACCAUCGGUAGGAGGCAAGCGAGUGCCAGAUAUUGUUUAAUUAAAAACAAGACAAACCCAAAGAGAGAGAGACUCAAGAAGGUCAAAGCAGACAAAGAAACAAUUUUAUCUUCAAUCCAUCCAUGUACCCCUCCAGACCAACAAGGAACAAGAGGAACUGAAACCAAAAGAGACACGGUCAAAGCUUCUGAAUGUAGAAUCUAUAUAAUUUGACAAUAACCAGAAAAAAGAACAAAGAACAAAACCUUGCGACA